AUGAGCGAAGUUCCUAUUCCCUUGAAUGAUUUUACGGCCCUUACAGAAGAUAGAGGUGUUUUAAAAAAGGUAAUUAAGCCUGGAAAAUUGGACCUGUCCCCAGUUGCUGGAGACGAUGUAGUUGUUAUUUACUCUGGCAAAUAUAUAGGUGGAGAUAAAGACCAACAGAAUCUUUACUGUACCGACAAUAAAAGGGAGCAACUUACUUUCCGUUUUGGACGACCUGUUGUUAUGGAGGGUUGGAAUAUCACGAUUCCAACAAUGAAAAUGGGUGAAUCUUGCCAAAUAUUUAUUACAUCCGAGUAUGCAUUUAAUGAUGGCAAUUCAUGUUUAAUUGAGUUAGAAUUAGUAGACUUUUACGGUGAUGAUGUUUAUCUCUCAAAUAUUGGUUCUGUCUUCUUAACUCAUAUCGAAAGAGGUAAUGCUGGAACUCCUGUUCGACCUGGUGCAACUUGUUGCUUAUCAAUAAAAGAAUAUGCCAAUGAAAAAUUUAUUGGUGAGCGACAACUUGCUAAAUAUAUUGUUGGUGACCACGCGAGCAAUUGUUUGCCAAAAGGUUUUGAUUUGGGUCUCUCUCGUAUGGAUGCGGGUGAAAAGGGAAGGAUAAAAGUGGCAAAAGACUUUGUUUAUCCCAAGGAGUGGUACGAAGAACACGAUGUUCCCAUUGGCUCACCAAUUUACUUCCUUGUAGAAGUUACCUCCUGUGAGCAAAGAAAGACUCCCAGUGCUUUUAAGGCGUUUGCCCAAAAGAUGGACAAUAUGAAAGCCUGGAAAGAUAAAGCUAAUGAAUUUAUCAAGGAGGGAAAGCACACAAUUGCCCUUGAUAUGUACCAAGAUCUUCUAGACGAUAUUCCCUCUAUUAUAACCUCAACUUUUAAAGAAAAUGAAACCCUACUGUCCUUCAAAUGCACUCUAUACCAAAACCGAGCGUUAGCUUAUCUCAAACUGAAGUGUCCAGAUCAAUGUCUGAAAGAAUGUGACAAAGCCAUUGACUUAUUUGAUAAGAGUGAAAAGAGUCUUUACAGGAAGGGCGAAGCUUAUCUUCUAAUGAAUGAUCAUGAAGAAGCUCAGAAAUGGUUCGAGGAAGUUCUUAAAGUCAACCCGAGUAAUGCUACUGCAGUGGCCAGAGUGAAGUAUUGCAAGGCUAUUAUUUCUGAACAGUUGAAGAAGGAGAAUUGUAUGUUCUUGUCAGCAUUUAAAAAGAUGUCUGUUUUAAUGGAUGAUACGGAGGUGGAGAAGACUAUCGGAGCUUAA
Rodentolepis nana is the source of this 1254-nucleotide messenger RNA. NCBI's taxonomy places the organism in Eukaryota, Metazoa, Platyhelminthes, Cestoda, Cyclophyllidea, Hymenolepididae. The record is from the annotation of a GenBank genome assembly.